ACUUUGGUUGUGAUCAACUUGGCCCCAAACCAGGCCUCUCAAAAUACGUACGUCAUAAUACUAGUACACAGCAACACAGAGCAGCAGCGGCGAACAGGGGUAGCGAAGCCGAGUUGCGAGAUGGAAGAUAUAGAGGAUAUGUUGGCCGGAGCUCCGGCAGGUUUCCGGCUACCAAUAUCAGCUUCCGUGGGCGUCAAUCCCAAGAAAAAGAUUAAACAGCCUUCUUCCUUUCAACACUUUCUCACUCCACUUCCCUCUCCUAAAAUCCCUGGCACUCAGGUAAUUUAUAUCAAGACUUUCGGAUGUUCUCAUAAUCAGAGUGACAGUGAGUACAUGGCAGGUCAGCUCUCGUCGUUUGGAUACGCUUUAAGUGACAAUGCGGAUGAGGCGGACCUUUGGUUGAUUAAUACGUGCACAGUUAAGUCACCGAGCCAGUCUGCCAUGGACACUCUAAUAUCAAGAUGUAAAACCGCUAAAAAGCCCCUCGUUGUGGCAGGAUGUGUGCCUCAAGGAAGUCGAGAUAUAAAAGAGUUGGAAGGAGUUAGUAUAGUUGGAGUGCAACAGAUUGAUCGUGUGGUAGAAGUGGUAGAGGAGACACUGAAAGGUCAUGAAGUCAGGCUGUUGAAUCGUAAGACCCUACCGGCACUUGAUUUACCGAAGGUUAGGAAAAACAAGUUUGUUGAGAUCCUUCCAAUCAAUGUUGGCUGUUUAGGUGCUUGCACUUAUUGCAAAACUAAGCAUGCUCGUGGUCAUCUAGGAAGCUACACUGUAGACAGCCUUGUCGGACGUGUCAGAAGCGUCGUAGCUGAUGGAGUUAAAGAAAUUUGGUUAAGUAGUGAAGACACCGGAGCAUAUGGUCGUGACAUAGGAGUCAAUCUUCCCAUUCUAUUAAAUGCUAUUGUAGCAGCCCUUCCAUUGGAUGGAAGCACAAUGCUUCGCAUUGGGAUGACUAAUCCUCCUUAUAUACUUGAACAUUUGAAGGAGAUAGCAGAUGUUUUGCGUCAUCCAUGUGUGUACUCUUUUCUCCAUGUACCAGUACAAUCAGGGAGCGAUGCAAUCUUGAGUGCAAUGAACCGCGAGUAUACAGUUGGUGAUUUCAGGACUGUAGUAGAUACAUUAACUGAACUUGUUCCAGGGAUGCAAAUUGCUACUGAUAUCAUUUGUGGCUUUCCAGGUGAAACUGAUGAGGACUUUGCGCAAACUGUUAACCUUAUAAAGGACUACAAGUUUCCUCAAGUUCACAUUUCACAGUUCUAUCCUCGUCCUGGAACCCCUGCUGCAAGGAUGAAGAAAGUCCCAAGUACUUCAGUGAAGAAGCGGAGUCGAGAACUGACUUCCGUUUUUGAAUCUUUUACACCCUAUAAUGGAAUGGAAGGCAGAAUAGAGAGAAUAUGGAUUACUGAAAUAGCAACUGAUGGAAAACAUUUGGUGGGUCACACCAAGGGAUACAUGCAGGUGCUGGUUGUUGGCCCAGGAAGCAUGUUGGGGACAUCAGCAAUAAUUAGAAUUACAUCUGUAGGAAGGUGGUCAGUUUUUGGGGAAGUGAUUGAAACACUAAAUUCAACUAAAGACAAUGUGGAGUCAAAAGAGAGAAGUGACAGAAGCGAGAACUGUUGUUCCCUCUCCAAUCUAGAGGAGUCGUGUGCAUGUGCAGGGGAGUUGGAUGCUUGUGCAUGUGGACAUGAGAGCUGUGGAGGACUAAAUUUAACAGAAGAAAAUGGAGGAUCACUCUCAAAGAGUGGCUCGUGGGCAGAUGAUCGAAGUAAUUUGAAUGUCUUUGGUUGGUUGCUAAGGAAGAGGAAGAAUCAUCAAACAACAAAGUUAGAGGAUGAUUCAUUGCAACAUAUAGCAAGGCAAGAAAGUGCAGCAGGUGCGCACAUGUGGACUGCUGUUGAUAGGCUCCUUUUGGGUGGAAUAUGUGCAAGCUUUUUGACAAUUCUAGCUCUAUUUUUGUACUUUGCAUCAAAUAUCCUUUCUUCCUAAAUUUGUGCUGAAUGUAUAAUCGAGGCUCCUCAGAAGGAUAGCUUUCCAUUGUUUUUCACAGUUUUGGUGACAAUUUUUCAUUUUGAACUGAUUGUUGCAAAUUAGAUUGAUAUACUUCAAUAUAUGUACUUGAUGUAAUCAUAUCUGUAAAAUUAGUUGACCACUGCGGGAAAACACCUUCCCACUAGUAGCUAAUUGUUACAUGUUCCUUUGUCAAUUGAUUGGAACAACUCGUUAAAUGAAAAUGCUCGGUAGCAAUGCAGGGCUUUUCAGUUA
This is a messenger RNA of Daucus carota subsp. sativus, 2259 nucleotides long. RefSeq lists its product as uncharacterized. The transcript is spliced from 11 exons. The coding region runs from base 121 to 1983 and encodes 620 amino acids. The record is from RefSeq and is a predicted model, not a curated record. Gene Ontology annotation, biological process: tRNA methylthiolation. NCBI's taxonomy places the organism in Eukaryota, Viridiplantae, Streptophyta, Magnoliopsida, Apiales, Apiaceae. Gene Ontology annotation, molecular function: tRNA (N(6)-L-threonylcarbamoyladenosine(37)-C(2))-methylthiotransferase activity; 4 iron, 4 sulfur cluster binding. Gene Ontology annotation, cellular component: endoplasmic reticulum.